Talaromyces proteolyticus is the source of this 1317-nucleotide messenger RNA. Its product is annotated as tRNA a64-2'-o-ribosylphosphate transferase. The transcript is spliced from 6 exons. Lineage: Eukaryota; Fungi; Ascomycota; Eurotiomycetes; Eurotiales; Trichocomaceae. The record is from RefSeq and is a predicted model, not a curated record. Gene Ontology annotation, molecular function: tRNA adenosine(64)-2'-O-ribosylphosphate transferase activity. Gene Ontology annotation, biological process: charged-tRNA amino acid modification. Gene Ontology annotation, cellular component: cytoplasm. The coding region runs from base 1 to 1317 and encodes 438 amino acids.
AUGAGCUCCGAAGGCCCUGCCUUUCCGGUGUCUGUGUCCGACCUGCACUUUCCCUCUGCGGCUGUAUCCGUAUCACAACUGUUAUCGUCGCUACGGCGAUCUGCUCUGUCCGUGACGAAUCGAUUGCGGUCCGUUGAAGCUGACGCCCGCUUCGUCCACGAGGUAGCCGACCACUACGAACUUCCCCUGAUUGCCAAUGAACGCUGCGGCAGCUGGUACAUCGAUCCUGCGCAAAAGGCGGCUAGUGCCUACUUCAAAAGCACAGAUGGCCAUACCGGCCAGUGGAACUUCAGCUUGCGCAGAUUGAAUUUACAAAUUCUCUCCCUAGCUCGAGAUCAUGGCGGGUGUAUCAUUGUGGACUCCACCCGUAGGGGUAAACUGAUGCCCGAUGCACUAUCUAAAACCAUCCCAAUAUGGUGUGCAGUCCUCAAUCGAACGCUAUUCCCAACUGAACCGGCCUUGCAUCCCGUCCAGUUUCCCCCAAACUUUCUGACUGCCUCGGAGGAAGCUCAGAUCGAGAAGCGUAUUGACGGCUUCGUCAAGGCUCUCCAGGAACUAAAACUAGACUUGAAACAAUUGACUCAGGACCUCGGUCAGCCCAUCCAGAUUGCGUGGGCCAAUCAAUCCUAUUUUUAUCCAACUGCAUUGCAAAAAGGAGAAAAGUACAACCUGUUUGUGCUCUGCUCUGCCUCGCGGCGAGUACACGGCGCAGAGGCCUCCGAAGGGGCUCCGGUGUUUUGGGAGAACAAAGAUUUAUUACUUGCUACUGAGGAAAGCGAGUUGCCUGAUGUUAUCAAAGAGUUAAUGCACAGCCAUGGAAAAGCUGACACUGGUCGACAAGCUGCAUUGCUUCGACCUUCUUCAAAUCUUUACAUUACCCAGGCCUUUGGCGCCUCGGGAGAGUACGGAGACUAUGAUCUCGUUAUUUCUUGCAACGACAAGCCCCCUGAAAGCGGCAGUAGUGCAAAUAGACUUGAUUUAGGAUGUGGUCCCCACAAAAUUGGCAGUCGAGAUUUACGGUCUGCUUUGGGAAAGGUUAUUGACUUUGUGGAAAAGCACUUCAACACUGAUGCUUCCCAAUCAUUGUUGGUGGCGUGUGAGACCGGAAAAGACCUUUCUGUCGGCACUCUCCUAGCUAUCAUUUGUCGGUUCUAUGACGACAACGGAAAGUUUGUCGACAAACAACCACAGAACCAUAUAGACAAACAGUUUAUCCGUCAACGCCUGGCAUGGAUCAUCACUUCAAAACCCGACGCAAAUCCUUCCCGGGCAACGCUCCAGUCGGUUAAUGCCUUCCUUCUACAAAGACCUGAUUGA